CCGCAGUUCACACACAUACCGAAAACAUGUCUAAAGAAAUGGCGGCGCCGAAGAGGACUGUAGGUCAGAGAAUUGUGGAGGAAAUAUACACGUGUUGUGCUUUCUGGAUAGCUGCAUCCGCUUUACCGGCCUUGGCGGUGUCUUAUCUCGUUGUACGUGUGAGCAGACAUUUAUGGCUUAGACUGCUGUCCAGUAGAUAUCCAGAUUUCGAAUUCAUCAAAACUGAUACAGUCAGAACAUUGCUGGACACGCAUCGGAAUCAGGGGAUCAUUAACGUACUACUGGCCGUGAAAGGUAAUCCGAACGUCGAUGAAAUCAAAGGAAAACUCAUAGAGCACGUUAUCGACAAACGAGAUAGGAAUGGACAGUUCAUGUUUCCAAGGUUACGACAUUUACUCGUCUCGUGCUGGGGCAACUACGCUUGGGAUGUCAACGUGCGUUUUCGGUUUGAAAACCACUUCAUCGUAGCUAAUGCUGUGUACAGAGGUCGACCGGUUACAGAGAGUAAUAUACAGGAAUACAUCAGUGACAUCGUAUCAAAAUAUUUCUCUCCAGACCAACCGCCUUGGCAAUACAUAAUAAUACCGUGUGCAGCUACAGAACCAAAAUAUUAUAUUUUAGUUCGCGUGCACCAUCUGCUACUAUCCGGCGCGAAGUCUAUUAACAUCGGAGAUUUAUUACUGGUCGAGCAAUUGAAACAAACAGAUAGAAUGGCUCAAGAAUAUACACAACAAAGCCCUUUAACGAAAUUAUUUCCAACGCCUUCUGCCAUACCUCAAUUGUGGGAAAAGCUUCAUGAAAAUAUGUCGAACACAUGGAACGAAUUCGUUUCUGAAUACGACCCCGUCGAAAGCCCUCGUGCUUUGAAAAGCAUGCCGGGUGCGUUCCACGUCGCUGGUCUGCUAUUGAUAUCCAGCGUGAGUGCUUUGAGAGAACUCAACAAGAAAUCGAAUGGCAGAAACAGAGCCACUGAUGGUCCGAUCACAGCAACUACUCUACUUGCAGCAGUGAGAAGAGAAUGUAAAAGGAGAAGCUUAACUAUAAUUAAAGUUUUCUUGUCACCGCUAGUGACAGCAGACCCGAGAAAAUGGCCUAAAAGAACAUUUAAGACUAUCACGACAUCGACUGUUUUAAUGUUGAAAUUACCGUUUCGCGUUCGCGAUGAAAUUUUAGCUUUAAAUGAACUAAAGAAUACUGGUCACGUAAAACAGCCUAACACUUUAACUUGGAGGUACGGGGAAUUGGCGCAGCUUUGCGUGAGAGCUACUAAUGAAGCGUGGAAUGGCUUACUAGAAAUUUAUAGGGCUCCAGCGAAAUUGUGGACGGACACUAUUAGAACGGACGAUGGGAAGCGACACUUGUUACAAGCUGUUUCUCUGUGCGGACGGAAGGUUAUAUCAUGGUCUCGUCCCGUAUCUCGGUCUGCAAUCGAACGCGUGGCUCGGGCGUUGGGCGUAUCAUCGACAGACGUCGUUUUGUUCGCCGCAACGGAUGCAUUACGAGCGUUCUUUGAACAAGCACACGGGGACCCACCGGACAUAGUGCUCACAACAGCUAGGGCCGCUUCAGAAGAUUUCCUAUUCACUUUCGCGGAGGGCCAGGGGAAGAUGUAUAAGAAAUCACAAACUGGUGGUAUGGUCUGCCUGACCCUGCCUAUAGGCGCGAGUCCGCGUCGUAUCGCCGCCGUAGUGGAACAAGCGUGCAAUAGACAGCAGGCAUUGGCCGGGGCCUGGGCGGCCCAGGCUCGAUGCGGUGCUUUAACUAGAGCUGUUCCUUCUCCUCUCGCACGAUUAGCAUUAAAUAUACUGUCAAGAAGAUACGCGGUGUCUUAUGCGGAAAUCAACGCACCUCUCAAUGCCAAACAACGGGCCACACUGUGGGGUCAGACUGUCGAUCACGUUAUCUAUUGGCGCCCGCCUCAGGCCAAUAUCAGUAUGUCACUAACAGUGAUACAAUACGGGGAGACGGUGAGGCUGGCCGUGAUGGCGGACGCGAGGCUGUCUCCGUCACAUUCCGCCCCCACCACGCGAUGGCCCGUCGCAGUCGAGCAACUAAUCAAUAAAGUCGAUACGGAAAUAUCUCGCAUAGCCACAACACUACAGCCCGACAUCCCUACUGCGGUCGAAACUCGAGAAGCUGACGACACUUACGAGGCAGAAACGUCGCGUGACGUCACCAGCUCGAGCGGACUGAGGCCGCCGGUUUUGACAGCUGUCAGUCCGCCGCCAUUGCGACGCAGAAUGACGCACCACUGACGAAUUCGUAAAAAUUGUGACGAUGCAGUGCAAUAUAAACUAGUCGACCGAAGCAAGUUUUAAGUUGCGAGGGAAAGAGUGAGGCAACUUUGUAAUGUAAUGUAAUGUGGGACUGAACGAAUAUGACUAUGAUCUUAAGAGAAAUGAGAUUCAAAUAUUUUCAAAUUCUAAAUAUUGUAUACGAGCAAUAUUAAAAUCAAUAAUGUAUUGAACGAUACAUAAUUAUGACAAAACAG
Molecule: messenger RNA, 2491 nt
Organism: Bombyx mandarina (wild silkworm)
Lineage: Eukaryota; Metazoa; Arthropoda; Insecta; Lepidoptera; Bombycidae
Biological process (GO): triglyceride biosynthetic process
Cellular component (GO): plasma membrane
Source: RefSeq, a predicted model, not a curated record